Messenger RNA from Lodderomyces beijingensis, 621 nucleotides. The record is from the annotation of a GenBank genome assembly. Lineage: Eukaryota; Fungi; Ascomycota; Pichiomycetes; Serinales; Debaryomycetaceae.
AUGACAAGUGAAAACAACACACAGUCAACAAGGUCCAGUCUUCUCGAAAGAUUCGAGCGACUAAAAGCGAAACGUCGCGAAACAAUCAAACUAAACAAGAUCGAUGUUGCGCUGGAACUAAGGCGACAGAAACACUCGGGAACGCAAGCCGACCCCGGCUCCAACCUGGACCAACAUCAUCCUCCGGACGACAAGCACGGCCUCAGCGACGCUCAAAGGGCAAUGGAGUACACAAUUGAGGAAUGUGAAAAGUGGGCCCAGCGGCAGAAGCGGGCCAAGGCUGGUCCCUUGGAUUUCAACAAACUAGCGGAAGCUUCGUACUACAAGGAGAUAGCAAACAUCAAGAUCGACAAGGCGGCAUACCAGCUACAAAAGGACGGGAACGAGGCGGAGACGCUGGGUGAAAACGGAUCGAAUGGAGAACUGGCUGAUAAUUAUAAUAAGCCCACGCGGGAGGCCAAACGGGGACUCAGCCUUGCCGUGAAGGAGUCGCGAGAUCGAAAGUACAACAAAAAGAGACGUGGUCGCCAGGAUGAGCUUCAGCAAGUGGACGCUUUUAUCAAUGAGAGGAAUAAGCAGUUUAACUUGAAAUUGAACCGACAGUACCAAGGAAAAGAGUAA